Molecule: messenger RNA, 3121 nt
Organism: Eruca vesicaria subsp. sativa (arugula)
Lineage: Eukaryota; Viridiplantae; Streptophyta; Magnoliopsida; Brassicales; Brassicaceae
Source: the annotation of a GenBank genome assembly
CUCUAGUGCUCUUCUUCGGACAAUCCAUCUUCUUUUUUCUUAUUGUCUCUUUCUCCACAGCUUUCAAUCAAACAAAAAAAAAGACCAUUGAUCCUUGUCCUUUUAAAAAAAAUUAAAAUACAAACUCAUCUCUUGUACUAUUUUUUGUUCUUUUUAAUUCUCUCUGGUUUGGUAGUAAAGAGAGACUCCACAUCACAUGGUAUUCUGAAUGGGUCUGUGUGUGUGGACUUGUUCUUCUUCUUAGGGAUGUGUUUGUUCCAGUUUCAAAGAAACCAAACCAAGUGAAAAAGAACAAACCCACCCAUUGUAGGUUGCUUGGUUGGAAGCAAAACUGGCAGUUGGGGGAAUUCCUCUUUUGAGAGAAAAAAAAAAGCAUUGUUCUUUGAGAUGGGUUUCAUGAAUUGAAGAAAUCUCUGGAGAGAGGAAGAAUAAUGGAUUACUUGUCUCAAGAGGAAGAUUUGCAUUUCUUUGAUGCCAACGAGGAAGAGAUGAUGAGUCCAACUGCUUUUGAUUUCGACGUUUGGAAUGAUUCACCUGGAAGUGUUGUGGAACGGAGAAGGAGGUUCUUGGAGUGGAUGGGAGUCGAAGGAGAUCUCAAGAGUUUGGAUGGAGGUCGAGAGAUUUGUGUUGAAGGUGAGCAAGUAUCUGGAGAAUUCAGUAGUUUCUCUAGCCAGGUAUCUUCAACUGAUUCUGGUUCAAGCGUGGUUGAAGUUUCAGAGGAGUUGUCUCUGAGAGUUGAUAAAAAUGUGGGUGGGUGUGAUGUUACCAGAAGGGAAAGCUCUUCAAUGGCAGCAACUUCUCAGGUGAAGAAGGAAACAGAAAAGCAGAGCAAUAUCACCUGCCGGAAGAAAGGAUGGUUAACAAGGCUGCUAUCUAUGGGAUGCUCCGCGGAUACAAAGGUGGAAUCUGGUGGUGGAAUCAGAGCUUCUUCUGGCUAUGGCGAUGUGCUCACAAGAGUUAAGGUGAAGCACUGUAAGAAACAAGCGAAGGAGCUUUCAGGUCUUUACCAGAGUCAAGACAUUAAAGCACACAGUGGUUCCAUCUUGGCUAUGAAAUUCAGCUGCGACGGAAAGUAUCUCGCAAGCGCUGGUGAAGAUGGGGUUGUGCGUGUGUGGAAAGUCGUUGAGGAUAAGAGAUCUAGACUACGAAGGGAUUGCCUUGAUGAGAUAAACCCUUCUUGUAUGUACUUUGAGGUAAACGAUCUUUCCCAGCUGAAACCGGUUUUGUUGGAUGAGGAGAAACCAAACAAGACGACAGAAAGUUUCAGGAAGACAUCUGAUUCAGCCUGCCUUGUCUUUCCUCCUAAAGUUUUCCGGAUAGUGGAGAAACCUUUACAUGAGUUCCGUGGCCACACUGGUGAAGUCUUGGACAUCUCAUGGUCAAAGGAUAAUUGUCUUCUCUCAGCGUCAAUGGAUAAAACUGUUCGGUUAUGGAAAGUCGGUAGCAAUGCUUGCCUUGGAGUUUUCCCUCACAAUGGUUAUGUAACAUCUGUGCAGUUCAACCCUGUAAAUGAGAACUACUUCAUGAGUGGUUCAAUUGAUGGGAAAGUUCGGAUUUGGAACAUUUCUAGUUGCAACGUUGUUGACUGGGCUGAUCUAAAAGACAUUAUAUCCGCAGUGUGUUACCGUCCGGAUGGACAGGGAGGAAUCAUUGGUUCUCUUACCGGAAGUUGUAGGUUCUUUAACAUGUCUGGAGACUACUUAGAGCUGGAUUCUCAGAUACAUUUGCAUCACAAAAAGAAGUCUUCCAAUAAACGGAUUACUGGUUUUCAGUUCUUACCUCAAGACCCUAGUAAAGUCCUGGUUGUUUCUGCGGAUUCCAAAGUUAGAAUUCUCCAAGGGAAUGAUGUUGUCAGAAAAUACAAAGGUGUUUGUAAGACGAGAAGCCUCACAUCAGCAUCUCUAACGUCUGAUGGAAAGCACAUUGUUUCAGCUUGUGAGGACUCCAAUGUAUAUAUAUGGAGCAAUGGGGAGGAACCAGAUUCAUCAUCCCAAACCAAGAAGAUUAAAUCCUUUGAACGUUUCUCCACCAAUGCGUCCGUUGCAGCAACCUGGUGUGGAUUCUCAGAUCACAACACAUCUCUCCCGUUUGCAUCACCUCCUUGCUUGUCCCUCAACGAAGGAUACGUCCCUGGAUCAUUUCCCAAAGGGAGUGCGACAUGGCCAGAGGAAAACCUACCUGCAAAUCCUCUUUCUUCAAUGACUGCAUCUCACUACAAGUUUCUCAAGUCAUCAUACCAGAGAUCAACUAGCUCUCUGGCUUGGGGUAUGGUCAUUGUAACAGGUGGUUGGGACGGGAGGAUCAGAACAUUUCAAAACUACGGCUUGCCUGUGACUGUAACUUGAAAGAAUACUGGUUUGUUUUUUUCCCAACUUUGGAAAAACAAAAAUCAGAUGCCAUUGUUCCUUUCUUGCUAGGCACAAGCACAUGGUUGAUGGUUCUGGCAGGUCAUGAGAAAAGGCUACGGUGGGUCCAAACACACAAAACCAGAUCUAUCCUGAGAUUUUUGCUAUUGUUCAAUAGUCAAAGGGAGACUCAGAAAUGCUAUUUUUCACUACUCAAAAGGAGAUGAUGUAGAGAAAUCUAUCACAAGAAGGGUCAGUGAGAGAUUGAUGGAGACGCAGGGGAUGAUAAGGAACAGAUGUUUCUUUCUUUGGCAGUAAGUGGCGGUUGGGAAUGGGUCUUAAAAAGAGUACGGAUUUUUCUGACAAAAUAUUGACAGGCGAGUGUGGGGUCCAAAGGAAGCGGCAAGAGAUCAUGGAAAGGAGUGGUUGCAGGGGAAAGACGUUGAUGUUACUUCCACAGAAAAGAUCCUCCAUGGAAGAUCUUUGAUAUGGAAAAAAAAAAAGAAAAAGAAUAGGUUUUAACGGUAGUGAAAGGUUUUGUUUGUGUAGUUUGUUUCUAACCUGUAGGUGAGUUUUAUGCUUAAUUAGUAGAUUUGAAUAUUUGGAUUUAUGUCUGAUUAGAGAAAAAAUCAAUUGAUUAUUAGCUCCCUCUACCUCAGAGAGAGGCUCCGAGAAUUUGUUUUUGUAAUUUUUUUUUUUUUGUCAUCAUUUGUUUUUGUAAUUUUGUGUAAAUAUAUGAUCUAUUAGUACAAAUACAACCCUUUUUUUUUAUUGAU